Molecule: messenger RNA, 312 nt
Organism: Prunus armeniaca (apricot)
Lineage: Eukaryota; Viridiplantae; Streptophyta; Magnoliopsida; Rosales; Rosaceae
Source: the annotation of a GenBank genome assembly
AUGUCGAUAGAUGGAAGCAGGAUGGUCCGAGCCUUGAUGAUCUGCCUGCUGGACAUGAGGAGUGUUUUGCUAAACUCCCCUAAAAAAGGAAGGCUGAUGUCAAGUCUUCGAGAGCUCAAGCCUGAUGAGUUUGGAGAUCGUGAUAUGCUCAGUAAAGUAGUCCGUGCACGAUCUAGCUCACUUGUUGAGAGGCAAAGAGAUGCGGAUGCUCCUUUUCGAAAUUCGAGUCGUUUGUACCAGUCGAAGAUUGAAAGUCGAUCUGGGCAGUCUGCUCAUCCAUCCAACCAUCAUGUUUCAACUGUUGAGUCAUGA